Molecule: messenger RNA, 3752 nt
Organism: Gracilinanus agilis (Agile Gracile Mouse Opossum)
Lineage: Eukaryota; Metazoa; Chordata; Mammalia; Didelphimorphia; Didelphidae
Gene: SPECC1L
Product: sperm antigen with calponin homology and coiled-coil domains 1 like
Exons: 16
Coding region: 182-3613 (1143 amino acids)
Biological process (GO): actin cytoskeleton organization
Cellular component (GO): microtubule organizing center; filamentous actin
Molecular function (GO): protein binding
Source: RefSeq, a predicted model, not a curated record
CCGGAUGGUGCCAGCCUGGGUGGGGGGAUGAGCCCCUCCCGGCGCCCGAGCCGGCACCCCUGUUGUAUGGGGCGGGAGUCCAUCCGGGAGGGUCUGGCGGGCCCACGUUUCCUUAGUGAGCCCCAGAGAGGGCGAGGGGGGCCCCGUUUGCCUGCUGCCCGGGGGCGUUCCCGGGCUGGCCAUGGGGGCGUCGGGGCUCCCCUCGGCCGUGCUUGACUGCGCGCCUCUCCCCAGAUUCGCCCGUCCAUGCAUCACCCUGAGGCGGCCCAGAAUGAAGAAGGCGAGCAGGACGUCCAUCUCAGCGCCCAAAGUGCCGGGGACGGCUAAGAGCAAGCCGGACAGCCCGAAGGCAGCCAGGCUCUCCAAGCCCACCUCUGCCCUGUUGACCAAGGCCAAAAGCAACGACGACCUCCUGGCUGGCAUGGCUGGCGGGGCUCUGGGGACGAACAGCAUGAAAGGGAAGAAGACGUGUCCGGCGGCGGCCUCCACCUCGAGCAUCGCUGUCGUGAGUGCCGUGGACAGCAAGACCAAGUCCAGCCCAGGGGCAAACUCCAAAAGAACCCCAUCUGUGGCGAGCAGAGACGUGGGCUCCGGCUGCUCCCGGGAGCGGUUGCGGGAACGGUCCCGGCCGAGCCUGGGCAGGAGGGUGCCGGCAGCGGGUCAGAGCCCCAGCGACCCCACCGUGGCCUCAACCAAGCGCUCGCGCAGCCGCGGAGGCAGGGACACAGACAUGCGCAUGAGCAAGUCCAAGUCUGACAACCAGAUCAGUGACCGGGUGGCCCUGGAGACCAAGGUGCAGGAGCUGCUGCGGCUGGCUCACGCCAAGGACGAGGAGAUCGUCCACCUGCGUGACCAGCUACACGCCUUGCGGGUGCGGCUGGGGCUGCCCGAGGACGAGCUGCCCGAGGGCGUGUUGCCACCGGACCGGGACGCCGACGUCCACCAGAAGCUGGUCCGGCUGAAGAGCGAGAACCGCAUGCUCCGGGACCGGCUGGACGCCUUGGGCUUCUCACCAGAGGACAGGCCCUCACCCGUGGCGGCCGCGGGCAGCAGCCCCAGCGACGGGGGCGGGGGAGCACUGGGCUCCUCGGCCGAGGGCUCGGCCCUGGGCUCCCUGGAGGACCUGCUAGGCCCGGACGAGCAGGCACCUGUGGAUACCCUGGGCGGCAGCAGCGGCUGUGAGGGCAGCAGCGAGGACGCCCCGGAGGGGCCGGGGCCCUGGUGCUCGCCAUCGCCGCCCGCCGAGGCCGUGUCGGCCGUGGCCUGCCUGACGGAGCGCCUGCAGCAGAUGGAGGAGAACCAGCACAGCACGUCGGAGGAGCUGCAGGCCACGCUGCAGGAACUGGCCGACCUGCAGCAGAUCUCGCAGGAACUGGGCGGCGAGAACGAGCGGCUGGGCGAGGAGCGGCUGCUGCUGCUGCAGUCGCUGGGCCAGCAGAGCGAGCGCCUCGAGCUCCUGGGCCGCCAGCUGGAGUACCUGCGCUCGCUGCUCGACGAGCACCAUGUGGCCUACGUGUUGGACGAGGACGUGCGCAGCGGCCGCUACCUGGAACUGGAGCAGCGCUUCCUGGAGCUGGCCGAGAGCGCGCGCUUUGAGCGGGAGCAGCUACUGGGCGUGCAGCAGCACCUUAGCGCCGCCCUGCACCUGGCUGAGCAGGACGCCCAGGACGGGCAGGAGCUCAUCCGAGCCCUCAAGGAGCGCAACCUGCACAUGGAGCGAGCCCUGGAGGCCGAGCAGAAGAGCGCCGCCUCCCUGGCGGCCGCCCUGGAACAGCAGCAGGCCACCGUGGCCAGCGACCAGCUCGAGCUGGGCCGCCUGCGUGCCCAGCUCGAGAGCGAAAAGCAGCGGGUGGCCGAGCUCUACUCCCUCCACAGCGCUGGGGACAAGUCUGACAUCCAGGACCUUCUGGACAGCGUGCGUCAGGAGAAGGACAAGGCCGAGGCCCUGGCCAGCGGCCUGCAGGAGGACCUGACCCACGCCCGUGCCGACGUCACCCGGCUGCAGGACGCCAUCGCCAAGGUCCAGGAAGAAUCGCGAGGUUUCCAAGAGGAGGCCCAGAAAAAGAUGGGCGAGCUGAACGUCCAGUUAGAGAAAUUGCGGUCCGAGCUCGAGGAGAAAGAGACGGAGCGAGGAGACAUGAAGGAGACCAUCUUCGAGCUGGAGGACGAGGUGGAGCAGCACCGCGCCGUGAAGCUGCACGACAAUCUCGUCAUCUCGGACUUGGAGAACACCGUCAAGAAGCUCCAGGACCAGAAGCACGACAUGGACCGAGAAGUCAAGACCCUUCACCGAAGGCUGCGGGAGGAGUCGGCCGAGUGGAGGCAGUUUCAGGCCGACCUGCAGACCGCCGUGGUCAUAGCGAACGACAUCAAGUCCGAGGCCCAGGAAGAAGUCGGGGACCUGAAGCGGCGGCUCCAGGAGGCGCAGGAGAAGAACGAGAAGCUCUCCAAGGAGCUGGAGGAGAUCAAGGCCAGGAAGGGGGAGACCGAGGCAGACGGGCAGCGGGGCGCCUCGUCUUUUUAUCGAGCCAGUGGUCAGGCAUCUGCCCAGCGCCUCGUCACUGUGUGCCAGGCACCGUGCCAAGUUAUGCCCUCGGAGAGCUUAUCCAAGGGGAAGGCGACCCCUCUCGCCCCCACAUCUCCUGCGCAGGAGGAGGAGCGGGGCCGGGUGUACAACUACAUGAACACGGUGGAGAGAGAUCUGGCCGCCCUGCGGCAGGGCAUGGGCCUGAGCAGACGGUCGUCGGCGUCCUCCGAGCCCACCCCGACGGUCAAGACCCUCAUCAAGUCCUUCGACAGCGCGUCGUCCCCCCAAGUGACGGCCUCGGCCCAGGCCGCCGCGAUGCCUCGAACCCCGCUGAGCCCGAGCCCCAUGAAGACGCCCCCGGCAGCCGCCGUCUCCCCGAUGCAGAGACACUCCAUCGGGGGCGCCUUGUCCUCCACCAAGUCGCUGACCACCCUGUCCGACAAGAGGCCCGGCUAUGGGGAUCUCCCCUGCCAAGAGCGUUUGUUGCGGGCCGGCUCGGUCAGCAGGCCGGCGCCGUUGCUGAGAGUCCCGGCCAUGGAGGGCGCCAAACCCAUCUCAGCACCUUCUCGUCGGAGCAGUGAGGACGUCAAGCGGGACAUGACGGCGUCGGACGGCCCGGCGGCGGCCUCCCUCAUGGCCAUGGGGCCCGCCUCCCCGCAGCUCCCGCACCCCUCCCCGACCGCGUCCGUCACCCCCACGGCCCGGAGCCGGAUCAGGGAGGAAAGGAAGGACCCGCUGUCGGCCCUGGCCCGAGAGUACGGAGGCUCCAAGAGGAACGCCCUGCUGAAGUGGUGCCAGAAGAAGACGGAAGGCUACCAGAACAUCGACAUCACCAACUUCAGCAGCAGCUGGAACGACGGGCUGGCCUUCUGCGCCCUCCUGCACACCUACCUGCCGGCCCACAUCCCCUACCAGGAGCUGAGCAGCCAGGACAAGAAAAGGAAUUUCUCCCUGGCCUUCCAGGCGGCCGAGAGCGUGGGCAUAAAAUCCACUCUGAACAUCUGCGAGAUGGCGCGGACCGAGCGGCCGGACUGGCAGAGCGUCAUGCAGUACGUGACGGCGAUCUACAAGUACUUUGAAACUUGAGGCCCGGCUGGCUGGCCCAGAGCCCCCCCGGGGUCCGCCGAGGCCCCGGACACGCGCGUGCCUUCGCCCAGACGUCGCUCCGCGCCCGCCCGCCUCCCCUGGCAGGGCCGCCCCGGAAAUAAACUCGUGAGACGAACGA